AUGCGGUCGACGGCACUGCGGCUGUACAAGAUGCCGAAGAACAUGGGCGUCGCGCCGCGCUUUGAUGUGUGGAAUGAGUCGUACGAGCCAUGGCAACACAUGAAGCGCAUGGGUCGGCUGGUAGGCACCGGCUUCUACAUUCCGCCCGAGUGGUACAACCACUUCCGCAUGUUUCCGCCCAUAAAUCACAACUUCCAGCAGGAGAAGACACUCAACCCGCGUAACGAGAGCGAGCCAACGCAGGACGACACGGGGUCGCUCAGCCAAGAGCGGGCGGCACUCCGCGACGAGUUAGCGCGGAAGAGUCGGCUGCUGGCGUCGGAGGGGAUGCGGUAUUACAACAUCUUUUGGGUGCGCAAGCCGCUUGACAGGAUGGAGAAGGAAUACUACGAGCUCAAGAGGAAAGGCAUUGCCCACAGCGAGGCCAUCAAGAAGGUGCUGGAGGGCUUUUACAAGGAGUUGGCGGUGAAGAAGCGUGUGGCAGCUGUGCAGGCAGAAGAGGCGAAAUUAUCGGGGCGGUUUAUCACAAUGCGUGAGGCAACUGUUGUGCUGAACGUCCUUGCCCAGUUGCAUCGCGAACAGCUCACACCGCACCAGGUGACGCUUCUUGCACGGGAACAGCACCAGGCUACAGAGAAGGCAAGUGGACUCACGGCAACGGUGUCUCGCGUGUCAGCUCCAGCAGCGGGCAUAGAUGCGGAUUCAACAGCGUCAAAAGAAUCAGGCUCCGACGAGGCCCUUUCGGCAGAUUCGCUGGCGAACAUGUUGGAGGAUGAUCAUGCGAGCGGUGCUGGGACGCAGUACCAGGUGGAGGUGAAGCAUAGCGCACGCGACAGCGUGAGACAACUGCAUGAAAAGUCGACAGACGACACCGGUUCACCCGAUUGGUACACCGGUGCGUCGCCUGUGUACAAUGGCGCCGCGUAG
This is a messenger RNA of Trypanosoma cruzi, 927 nucleotides long. RefSeq lists its product as uncharacterized. Lineage: Eukaryota; Euglenozoa; Kinetoplastea; Trypanosomatida; Trypanosomatidae. Bases 1 to 927 code for a protein of 308 amino acids. The transcript has a single exon. The record is from RefSeq and is a predicted model, not a curated record.